This is a messenger RNA of Didymodactylos carnosus, 672 nucleotides long. The record is from the annotation of a GenBank genome assembly. Lineage: Eukaryota; Metazoa; Rotifera; Eurotatoria; Philodinida; Philodinidae.
AUGAAAAGAAUACGACCGAUACAAAAUCGGACAUCCGAACAUAAACAGCCUAAUUCUCAUCAGUUUCAAUUUACUAUUGAAGAAGCGAAUGAAACCGAUAAUCAAACUACAACUGAGGUCGAAGUGUCAUCAUCAAAUGAUAGUUUAGAACAACAAAGUUUAACUUCAGAACAAUUACAACAAUUAUUCAAUCGAACUAGUUCUCAGCUGAUUACAGAAACUUCGGAUGAACAAGAGUUUUUUAAACGUGAAGCAUCAAUCAAAGCACCGAAAACAGGUGAAGUUAUACAAACACCAUUUCCACCUCUUCCACCUGAUCGUAAAGAAGAAUUAGAUAUUGACAUUGAACAAUUGAAACAAGUAGCUAAAGAAGCAGCAGGUCCGUUGAGUAUUGAACGAUAUUCUCCUAGUGAAAGAGAAAUUAAUCAUGUAUUAUCAACGGUUACGAUGACAUUUAAUCAACCAAUGAUUGCUGUUUCAUCAUUGAAUGAAGUAAUGAAUGUAGAAGAUUUAGAUAUAUCAUUAACACCAAAAGUAGAAGGUCGAUGGAGAUGGACAGGAACGAAAACAGUUCAGUUUGAAGCGAAACAUCGUUUACCAUAUUCAACAGAGUACACAUUAAAAGUCAACAAAGAGCAUUGUGUUUCAGCAAUAGGAGGUAAAUAUAUUUAA